Messenger RNA from Nothobranchius furzeri (turquoise killifish), 1720 nucleotides. RefSeq names its product FUN14 domain-containing protein 1. The record is from RefSeq and is a predicted model, not a curated record. Gene Ontology annotation, biological process: autophagy of mitochondrion. NCBI's taxonomy places the organism in Eukaryota, Metazoa, Chordata, Actinopteri, Cyprinodontiformes, Nothobranchiidae. Gene Ontology annotation, cellular component: mitochondrial outer membrane.
AGGCUCCAUUCUUACCAUAUGACUUCCCCGCUGUAACGUUUUCUCCUUAAAUAUUAAUUUUCUCCACCAAAGCCACACAUUUGUACCACAUAAAUAUUCAAGAGGCUGUAAUCGUCUUUAACGUGCUUCGUGUGUGUAUUAGAAUAAACGUAAUAAUUUUAUUAAAAUGGCCAUCAUCCAGUCAGUGAUGGACUGACAGUUGGCAGUGAGCCUUUCGCGCUUUCAGCACUUUUUUAUCAUUUUCUGUUCCUCAAACUAAAAAAAACAAAUGUGCUUUUUGACGCAAUCAUUUUACGCUGGACAAUUUAAUCAAAUAACACGAUUUAACUGUUUUUCUAACUGACGUGGCAUAGCGUCACGGCAUGGGCGUGGUCUGACAAUUGUCAACAUGAUGACAUAACCAGUUUCACCAAAAUGGCGACGGCGGAGCAGAGAGAAGUGGGUCAGGACGACCCAGAGGGUGAUGAGGAGGUCUACGAGGUUGUGGACCUGACGGAGUACGCCAGGCGGCACCAAUGGUGGAGCAGAGUGUUCGGCAACAGCUCCGGCCCCAUUGCUGAAAAGUACUCAGUGGCAACCCAGCUCGUAAUGGGAGGGGUGACUGGAUGGUGUGCCGGCUAUGUUUUCCAAAGGGUCGGGAAAAUCGCAGCUACUGCCGUUGGUGGAGGGUUCCUCCUGUUGCAGGUAAGAACACGGGAACGCCGUGUUUACGUAAUCCCGACGAUGCCGGCUGCAUCACUUGCCGCUCAGCUGGUCACAUCUACAGAGCAGAACCACGAGCCACCUGGACUGUCCAACGGCAUCGUCACAAACACCGUUCACUUCACUGGUAGUCUAAAUGUGGACUGGAAGAAGGUGGAGAAGGACGUAAACAAGGCCAAGAAGCACCUGAAGAAGAAAGCCGACAAAGCAGCUCCUGAAAUAAACACAUUCAUUGAGGAGGUAAAGGCCACAGACUUCAUAAAGAGAAACAUCGUCCUGUCCAGCGGGUUUGUCGGAGGGUUCUUCCUGGGAUUAGCCUCCUAACGCCGCUGCACGCCUCGUCCCACUCAUUUACUGUUGAUCCCAUCACUACACUGCUCUGGUUGCUUUCCACUGGUUACCUCUUUGCCCCAUUGAUUUUUCACUUAAUAAGGAAGGGGUUAGUCGUCUCAGAUCCCUCUGCUGGAAUCCUGCACAUUUAGAUUUCUGGAAUGUACCGCGAGUUAUUUUGGUUUUGGUUUUCCAGACGUGAGCACGUCAAGCUGCCUCCAACCAGCAGAUUCCAAGUCUGUUAUUGGAAUUUUCUUGCCAAAAUCAAAAGUGACUUCUUAAGUAGCUGUAAACUUUGUGAAGAAUGGUAUUAGGUUGAAAUUUCAAAAUGAAUAUUUAAAUGAAAACCUGUAAUUUACUCAGGUCUGCGAUGCUUUUUAUGACCAGCUGGUUAGCGGCGGUUAAACGACAUCUUGGAGCCGUGAUCGUAACUCACAAUCGCUGUCAUCUAGAUGUAAUGAUGGUAGCGGGGCUCUAUUAAUUAACUCAGUCUAGUAUAAGAUUAACUUCAAGUUGCUUUAUUCUCGCUUUUUUUUUUUUUUUACCAGUUUUCUAAAGGUUUGUUUUUUGUGUUAAAAAGUUUAUUUUGCCUGUUUAUGUUUUAAUUUAUUAUUUGAUAAAACUGUUUGAGAUGUUUCCAUUUGUUUGUCUUUUAUGAAAUAAAGUUGCUGGAAUUUGGUGAACAGUC